AUGNAAAAAACGGCAGAAAAUACAAUAGAGAUAUACGACAACUGCACGAAUAUUCUGAUCAAACCCGAGGUUUUAAAUGUAGUGAGAAGUGGACAGUCGUAUGGAAACAGGACAUGCGAUACCAUCAUACAGACCACUCCCAGUAACCGGACACUCACUUAUCAGAUCCACUACAAAAACAAUGAUAUCGUCAAUCAAACCAUUAAUACCACGACCUUUGCAUCCAUUAGUAAUGGAUAUCUAAUAUUGACCGACAGUGCCGUCAUAACUACCGGUCCCCUGUCAGGCAAAACCUACUAUGCCAUCAGAUAUUACAAUAACUCUGACUUUUAUGAAUGCAAUAAAGAGCCGGGUCUACAGAAUUUGCGUCAAUUAUAUGGCAUUUUAUAUUUCGUUCGCACAAACAAUCUGAACGGACUGUUCAGUUGUACCGGCUCUGGUUUCAACCGUUUUCACCCUGGUAUUCUGUUCGCUUAUGUUGAUUCUGAGAACUCCAUGAGUUGGAUACAGUCUGGCAAACAGUUAGCAAUGGACUUCCUUCCCUACCUAUACUACCCGUAA
Molecule: messenger RNA, 561 nt
Organism: Oppiella nova
Lineage: Eukaryota; Metazoa; Arthropoda; Arachnida; Sarcoptiformes; Oppiidae
Source: the annotation of a GenBank genome assembly